ACACUGCAUAAAAGGCUCAGUGCUGUACAACUUUACAUGUGGUCAAGAAUAAAUUAGUCUCUGGCUUGCUACUGACUCCAGCUCCUUCCUUGGGCUCCCAACAGAAGAGCUGAGUGAUAGAAAAAGCUAACAAUUACCUGAACCGAAGCUCUUCAACAACAAAAGCUCAUCUUUUUAGAGACAUGAAAGCUGUGAUUGGACUGCAGUUGAUGCUGAUAGGAGUCUGUUGUGGUGUGGAAUCUUCCUGCAAUGCCAGAAAGAAGGACGUUCGUUGUUUUGGAGCCUUAGGAGGAACAGUGAACCUUCGGAUAAUGGAUACGGCCACAACACUACCUGAAUUCAUUUGGGCCAAGCAACGCUCACAGUUAUUCCACUGGAUGUCCCAAAAGAUUGUAGCUCGUACAGAGGACAAUAGAUUUAGCUUUUUUCCACAUAAUGGAAUAGUUAAGAUCACUAACCUUAGAAGGCACGACAGCGGUUUAUAUCAACUUGUUGUGUUCAAGGAAGGUCGAAAGCGCAAAGUUAUAAGAACUUUGAAGCUUUUUAUUGAAGCUCCUGUGUCAUCUCCGUGGCUAGAUUCUCAAUGUAUGAUGUCUGGAAUGAAGAGGUUUAUCUGCUUUUCUCAGAAACAGGGCAACUAUUUCUGCAAGUGGACUAUGAAUAGAAAACCUCUGAAAAACUCUAAGUACUUCUCUGGAUAUGCUAACAAAAUGUCUAAGCCCUAUUAUGGACAUGAUAAGACUUGCAGCAUUUAUUUGCUACCAAAGGCAAUAGGUCAUCUGGGCUGCUUUCUCCAGAAUCACAUAAGUUAUUCCUUCAUACAGAUGUGGAUAAUAAACACCUGUGCCAUAGAAAGAUGGUAUUUUCAGCUCCCAAAAAAGAAGAAAGGGGCAAACAAACCAACAGUCCCACGAAAACCGUCUAAAAACAAAAAGGGUCAGAAAAAAAACCCAAAAGUGCCACCAAAACCGUCUGCAAAAGAGACGUAUGGGGUAACAACACCAACAGUCCCGCCAAAAACGUCUUUUAAUUCUUCAUUGUCAACUCAGUCUCCAAAAGAAAAGGAUGAGGUUCAAAAACCAACAGUCCCACCAACACCGUCUCUAGAAAAGAACGAUGGGGCAGAAAAACCAACAGUCCCAGCAAACCCGACUUUUAAUCCUUCAUUGUCAACUCAGUCUCCGAAAGAGAAUGAUGGGGCAGAAAAACUAACUGUCCCACCAACACCGUCUCCAAAAGAGAAGGAUGGGGCAAAGAAACCAAAGGUGCCACCGAAAACGUCUCCAAAAGAAAAGGAUGAGGUUAAAAAACCAACAGUCCCACCAACACCAUCUCCAGAAAAGAACGAUGGGGCAGAGAAACCAAAGGUGCCACAAAAACUGUCUCCGAAAGACAAUGAUGGGGCAGAAAAACCAACAGUCCCAGCAAAACCGACUUUUAAUCCUUUAUUGUCAACUCAGUCUCCGAAAGAGAAUGAUGGGGCAGAAAAACCAACUGUCCCACCAACACUGUCUCCAAAAGAGAAGGAUGGGGCAGAGAAACCAACUGUCCCACCAAAACCGACUUUUAAUCCUUCAUUGUCAACUCAGUCUCCGAAAGAGAAUGAUGGGGCAGAAAAACCAACUGUCCCACCAACACUGUCUCCAAAAGAGAAGGAUGGGGCAGAGAAACCAACUGUCCCACCAACACCGUCUCUAGAAAAGAACGAUGGGGCAGAGAAACCAAAGGUGCCACCGAAACCGUCUCCAAAAGAAAAGGAUGAGGUUAAAAAACCAACAGUCCAACCAACACCGUCUCCAGAAAAGAACGAUGGGGCAGAGAAACCAAAGGUGCCACAAAAACCGUCUCCAAAAGAGCAUGAUGGAGCAGAAAAACCAACAGUCCCACCAAAACCGGUUCCAUCUGAGAAACCCACAGGGAUCUGAAGACCUGAGGUAGGUGGGCUUGGGAAAAUAAGCGGACCAAAUCUUCCUGAAGACCAUACCCCCACGCUGAGUCUUCAUCUCCCAACCUCCAGCAUCCUCAGAUCCAAGCUCAUUCAUCCCUCCAUCCCCUUCCUGCAAUAAAUGUUUAAACUUACACAUUUGUGGCAUGGAACUCAGGCAUAUCCUGGGAGUUAAUUAUUCUGACUGCCUUCCUUUUAAUAAUGACUGAGGAUUCUCAAAUAUAUAUAUGUAUAGUAUGUAAACUGUGUAUUUCUAAUUAAUAUAUUUAAAUAUCUAGUUUCAACUGUUUCAAUUAUAAAUCUGCUGCUCACAUAUUCAUGCACCACGGCUUGGACACAGACACACACAUUUACAUGUUGGAAACACAUUGUCGGCCAUUGCAUAAGUGAUGAGAGCUUUAUUGGUGUUUUUGUUUGAACGUGUCUUUGGCUGCUUGCAACACAGUUUUACAUUUAUGUUGGACAAAGUGUUUGC
This is a messenger RNA of Poeciliopsis prolifica (blackstripe livebearer), 2420 nucleotides long. RefSeq names its product proteoglycan 4-like. The record is from RefSeq and is a predicted model, not a curated record. Lineage: Eukaryota; Metazoa; Chordata; Actinopteri; Cyprinodontiformes; Poeciliidae. The transcript is spliced from 23 exons. Bases 183 to 1925 code for a protein of 580 amino acids.